AUGACAGCUUUCAUCAACAACCAUACCUCCAAUCAAGAUUUAAUAGACAGAUCCAAUCAAAAUUCGGUUGAGCGUGUCUUGGAAUGGUCUCCAAACAAACGUUAUUGUCGACUCAACACAUUACUCGGCAAAGGUGCUUUCAAGGUAGUCCAUAAAGCCAUGGAUCUUGAAGAAGGAUAUGAAGUUGCCUGGAAUGUCUUGCAUAUUGGCCAUGAUAAUAACAAGGAUGUAAGACAUGAAAUAGAAAUCCUCAAAUCUGUGCGUCAUCCCAACAUUAUUGCUUUUCAUGAUGCCUGGGUCAGUGAGAAUCGUACCGAGUUUAUCUUUGUAACAGAACUGAUGACUUCUGGUACACUUCGGGAAUACAUUCGCAAACUAAACUUACCCAAUCAAAAAAUCGUGAAACGUUGGUGCAGACAGAUCCUGAAAGGCCUUGCUUAUCUCCACGGUCAUCAUCCACCCAUUAUUCACCGUGAUAUCAAGUGCGAUAAUAUCUUUAUUAAUGGUGCCCAUGGUGAAAUCAAAAUUGGGGAUUUGGGUACGGCUGAGAAUAUGUGGCUGGGUGAUAAAAAGUAUACAGUCAUCGGUACACCUGAAUUUAUGGCUCCAGAAAUGUAUGAAGAAGAAGGCUAUAAUGAAAAAGUGGAUUUAUAUGCUUUUGGCAUGUGUCUGAUUGAGAUGACAACAGGCGAAUAUCCUUAUUCUGAAUGCACCAAUACAGCACAGAUUUAUAAAAAAGUGUGUCAGCAUAUUAAACCUGAAUCACUAGCUAAGAUUCAUGACCAACAGGUAUUAGAAGUCAUCAACAGCUGUUUGACUAGAUUAUCUGCACAAGAAUUGUUAGAGUGUUCAUUCUUGGCUGUUGAACCUGAUGUAGUCAUUUUGGAAAAUGACCCUUUGCAUACCAUCGUGACUUUACAGGUCGUCUUUAAAGGGUCUGAUAAACUGUCUGUUAAGUUUGAAUUCAAUACGCAAGAAGACACAGCAGAAGAAGUAGUAGCAGAAAUGAUUGAAGAACAAGUAUUACCAGAAAGAUAUCAACAGUGGAUUACGAAUGAAAUCAACCGUAUUUUACGAGACCUUGAAAAGGACGAAUCUGAUGCCGAGAAAUACAAGCAUGGAGAUGGUUCUCAACCUGUUUGGCGCAGAGAGAAUGAUAUUCGGUCAGAACUAGAGAAAUCAAAAUUAGAGUUGGUCAAUCUAGCCAAUAAGGCAGCUGAUAUUGAAAAGAAAUGUGAGAUGCUGAAACACCAAGCCAUGCUUGCUGAAGAGAAAGAAAGACAUCUCUUAUUAGAAUUGGAAAAAGCCAAGAUACAAAGCGCUGAAGAAUCAGAUGAAGGAGAGAUAUCUGAUCUACAUAAACUCACGACAAGAGGUAGUGUUGGAGGCAUUUAUCCUAAACAACUCAUUGUGUGUAUAGAUUAUCCUGAUGAUACCAGUAUUGAUGUAUUUGUGCAUGAUACAGCCAAAGCAGUCAACCGAGAUCCAUCUAAAGCAGAAGAAUGGAUUCAGAAACUCAAAAAUCAAGAUAUUAUGACUGUAGGUGAUUUAAGAGAAUUACUUGAUGAAGAUUGGUCUGGCAUUGGUCUCACUGUGUUUGCUAUACGAGCACUAAAAAAUAUGCUACAGAACAGUCAUGAUAACAGUACAAAUAACAGUGAUACUUCCAUGCAACAAUAA
Messenger RNA from Gilbertella persicaria, 1680 nucleotides. Its product is annotated as kinase-like domain-containing protein. Gene Ontology annotation, biological process: intracellular signal transduction; protein phosphorylation. Gene Ontology annotation, molecular function: protein serine/threonine kinase activity; ATP binding. Gene Ontology annotation, cellular component: cytoplasm. Bases 1 to 1680 code for a protein of 559 amino acids. Lineage: Eukaryota; Fungi; Mucoromycota; Mucoromycetes; Mucorales; Choanephoraceae. The record is from RefSeq and is a predicted model, not a curated record. The transcript has 6 exons.